AUGAGAAUCACCGAGUCUUCCUCUUUUCCUAUAAUUUCAACUGAUAGUUCAAGUUUUCUUGAAGGUGAACCAAGUGGUGACGCUAGAUUACAAUAUGCAAUAAGACGUUAUCACGAAGCACGUAAUCUAUUUCCGGAUUCAUAUGACCUUAAGUUUAUAGGUCAUAAAAUUGCUAUAAAAGAAGGGGAUAUGACUCAAGCGGAACAAUAUUUCGAUGAAUUAAGACGACAAUUUCCCGAUCAUGAACCGUUAAAAGAAUAUCUUGUGGAAAUCACAAAUUCCGUACGCCAUCAAACAACAGAUGAUAAUUUCAUGGGAUUUUUAGAAGUUGAUCCCAAGUCUACGUUUAUUAAUUCAACGACUAAGAACUGUGCAUUUUUUCUUAGGCUUCCUGCUAGGACCCAAAGAGAAAUAUUAGUACAUAGCGCAGUUCGACAUGAAAUGUCUAAUAAGUUGGUGGAUGCAUGUCGAUUAUAUGUUUUAUUAUUAAAGGCUUAUCCAGAUACCGCGACUUAUUUUGGGGUUCAUGCUGCUCAACUUGCGAUUGAAUGUGAAGCACAAAAUCAGCCUCUCUCUGAAUAUAAUUCUUAUAGGAAAUUAUUUGGUUGGGAUUAUUUGUCUAUUCCAGUGUCAACUCCAACGAAUUAUCCACAAAAUGUUGAUGUUGUUUAUAGUGAGUUGAAAUUAUGGCUUGAAAGGGCUCAAGGAUUCUAUAUUGCAAGCAAAGAUUGGAAAAAACUUUUUGAAAUUUCUUUAACCGUUAUGGAUAGUACUGGAUAUUUGGUCUUUCCAAGUUCUCCAAGGAUUUCACUUGAAAGUUUUUUCGAAGAUCCGUCACAAUUAUAUGUAAAAUUGUUCAACCUACUAAACCAAAAGCCUGUGACUUUCUUGACACAAGAAACUACCCAACAUUCUUUUUGCAUUUCAAUUGGUAUAGCAUGUUUUGUUCAUUGCUGUCACGAAUUUUACAAGUUAGUGUCAGGUUCGAAAAACAUGUCAUCUGAGGGUAAAAGAAAUUGUCUUAUUCCUAUUUGGAUUGAGAAGGUUAAUACAGAAACUGUUCCUACACCACCACCUUCUUCAAUUAAGACUCCUACGAUUACUACACCGAUUAAAGGAUCAACCUCUAAUGCUCAUCAUUUAUUACAUGAUGAUUAUGAUGAAGUUAUUGAUUCAAGGGUCAGCAAAAAAAGGAGAGUAAGUUUUUUAUUGACUGAAGAUUCCAGUGACAGAGACAAACGUGUUGAUUAUGCUCAUAUUACUGAAAAUAUGAAUACGGAAAAGCAUGAAGUUAGUAGAGGAAAAAAUGUCAUGAAUGUACGAAAUUUAUUGACUAACGAUGAAGAUUACAAAGAUUACAAAAAUUACGAGGAUAUUCAAUCGGAAUUAUGGCAAGAUUCUUUUAAUUUAACGAUAACAAUCGUUUGUGAUGCUACUGUAUAUUUGGAACGAGCAUUAGGUUGUUGGGAUGAUUUGGAAUUAAUGUUUAGACGUGGAGGUAAUGAACCACAGAAUUUGGAUAAAGAUUUGGAUAAAGAGGUUAACCGACAACUCAAAGCUUGGAAUUUACCACUUGAUGUCUCUAAUGCGGUAAUGUUAACGCGUGCAGAUUGUGAACUAACGAAAGGAAAUAUAAGUAUGGCAUUAAAUAAUUACCGUGAAAUAACAUCACGGAUUUCUAGAGCGUGGGGCGAGUACCGAACAAAAGAAUCUCAGAAAGAUCAUUUAAAGUCACUAAAUGACGAUAUUUUAGAUCAGACAUUUAUGGAUGAAUCUUCUAUAAAAGAAUUAUCUCCACUUCUUUUAACUUUUCGCGUUAUAUAUUCAAUUUCUGUACUUUAUCGUGCUAUUGGUUUGUGGGCACAAGCUAAAGUUGAACUUUGCAUAAUUUUGGCUACUGUACCAUUCACACCUGUUGAUAAAGAUCAUUUCGAAAAAGAUGAUUUGUAUAUUAGCAAUACCAAAAGAAACAUAAAUUUUAAUGAAAAAUAUAAACAUCAAAGAUUCAAACUGAUGGAAGUAAAUCAAGAAGGUUUAGUGAUUAGAGUAAUUAAAGAAUUAAUGGCUUGUUUCGAGGAUGAACUUGAUAAAGUAGAGGACCCUCUAAUGGAUAAAACAAUAGGCAAUAUAAUAAUUUUGUCCCAAUUUGGUUGGCCUUACUGGCAUGAUCGAGUGUUAAGCCAAGUGAUAUUCCCGAAGAUUAAAAGUCGUGGGGGGUUAAAAUAUCCGGAUUUGUUGAAAUUUAUGUACAAUGUUGAAAUACUAGGUGAAAUUUUAGAAUUACAUAGGACAUCUCCGGAUCUCGAAUUUUCUUUAAAUCCGGUUUCUGAAAAUGAUCCUACGCCUGCAUCAACCACUUUAUCAAUAAAAAUUUUGGAAAAUCGUAUAGAAAAUCCUAUCGAAAUUCAUAUAAACGAAAUAAUGGUGAAAUUUUUUCGCGCGAGGUUGAAAGAUGAAACCUAUAGUAAUACGAAUAAUACAAAUCUAUUCAACUCUAUGCCUCAGCAAGAAGGGUACGAAAUCAUAGAAACUUCUACAUCUGAUGCACAGAUUUCAAAAACGAUAUCAAAGAGUUGGAAGAUGAAUGUGUCAGCAAUAAACAAUAAGGAUAACACUGAAUCAUUUUCAAAUCAAGUACGAAUUAAUAAUAAUAAAGCAAACAUUUUUUACAAUUGUGAAAAUAUGGAUGAAAAGGAAGGGUUAUGA
Molecule: messenger RNA, 2706 nt
Organism: Diversispora eburnea
Lineage: Eukaryota; Fungi; Glomeromycota; Glomeromycetes; Diversisporales; Diversisporaceae
Source: the annotation of a GenBank genome assembly